Molecule: messenger RNA, 3097 nt
Organism: Pristis pectinata (smalltooth sawfish)
Lineage: Eukaryota; Metazoa; Chordata; Chondrichthyes; Rhinopristiformes; Pristidae
Biological process (GO): regulation of cell shape
Cellular component (GO): membrane
Source: RefSeq, a predicted model, not a curated record
CAUACAAGGCUCGUGUCAGCAGUGUGGAGAAAAUGCCCUCACAUUACAGUUGAAGGAGGCAUUGGUCUAGUGACUGAAAUGAGUCUUUGCAGUACAUCUUGCCGGCAGUAACGUCUAGCAGAGAGAGCUCUUCCAAGCUAAAUCCCCUACACCUCCUGCCCCUACCCCACCACCCUCUACUCCCUUUUCUUCAACUUACCUGAGUGCUUCAGCUACGCUCUCUUUGGUGACUACACUCUUCUGUGUCCCUCCUCUAGGAUGGCAGAGACUGAACUGCAGAAACAGAGACUUCAAGCCAUAGCAGAAAAAAGGCAGAGGCAGACAGAAAUCGAGAACAAACGACACCAGCUCGAGGAUAAAAUACUUCAGCUGCAGCAUCACAAGUCCAAAGCCAUGCGAGAGAGAUGGCUGCUGCAAGGAAUCCCUGCCUCAUCACCUGAAGAGGAGGAAGCGAGGACCAAACAGGUCCAGGAAGAUGAGAAUAAGGCAAAGAAGUUGGAGGAAGCCAUUCGCAGACUCGAGGUGGAAAUAGAACAACUGGAGAGAGAGGAAUCCCAGAUUGCUGCCAAGGAGCAAGUCAUUCGGGAAAAGUUGAGGGAAGUGGAGAAAUCCAUUGAGGACCUGCAGAAGAGUCUCUCCAAACCUGAUGGGGCAAUGUAUGCCAUGGAGGUCAGCGUAGAAAAGGACAAGCUAACAGGGGAAUCCAAGGUCCUCUCCACAACUCCCGUGGUCACUGAGGGAGUUCACCAGAGAGGGGUUAAGGUGUACGACGAUGGCAACAAGGUGGUGUAUGAGGUACGUUCUGGAGGUGCGGUGGUGGAGAAUGGGGUUCAUCAUUUAACCACGUCACAGGUGGACCGGCUGAUACACAGAGCAGGGAAAACGAAUGUGGUCAGUAAAUGUGUGUCAGAAGCGCUGACCGUGUCGGAAAGCAGUGCAUCCCCCGACGAUUCCCGGAGUGGCGGAGACAGUGGACUGAGGAAGGACAUGGUUGUGAAGAAAGCCCAGCUGAAAGCUGGCCAGGCAGGAAAGGUGGCCCAGCCAAUCCCUCCCAGGGAAGCUCCCAAGGCCAGUGCUGACCACCCAGUGACAAUGAUCUUCAUGGGGUACCAGAGUGUGGAGGACCAGGAGGAAACCAACAAACUUCUGGGCUACGAGGGUGCCAUCCAGGCCGAGCUGGUGCUGAUCGACGAAGACGAUGAGAAGUCAUUGCGAGAGAAGACUGUAACGGACGUCUCGACGACGGACGGCAACGCUGCAGAACUUGUGGCCGGGAAGUCCAUGACCGAGGCUUCUGAGACCCUCUCGGCGGAGGAGAACGAAGGGACAGACACUGGGAUGGAACCAGUCGCAGGGGCAGAGAUAAGCGACGCCUACCAAUCCAAAGAGCUGGUUCAACCAACUGAGUUCGGCGUCGCUGGAAUGCAACAGACCACAAUGAAACCUCCCACCAAGCUCGUGGAGGAUGGCACUGCAUUGAAGAAGGGCAAGAGCAGAAGAAGCUCUGACUCCCUGAACCCUGAACAUCAGACGUCCGAGCAGGAGGAGAGAAUGGAGGUCAACAACCACGUGAGCGGUCCCAAGACCGUGAGCGCAGCCGUGCCGAAGGUCGUGACCUCGGAGUCUGCCACUCUGGACAGUGAACUGAUUCGCCACGAUGACAAAGGCCACAAUGGCAUCCAGAGCAGGCACGAAUCACUGGACAGCGACGUCGCGAAGGAGAUUAGGUACCUCGAUGAAGUCCUGGAAGCAAACUGCUGCGACCCCGUUCUGGAGAACGGAUCGAAUGCACCGCCUUCGCCCGAGCCAAGCCCGAUCCUUGUGGAGGGCCGAGUCCCUCCCAUUUCUGUAGCGCCAGACCCUACGGCCGCACCCCUCAACUGUGUGGCAAGUGUCGUCAGGAAGGAGCCGCCUCUCGUCGAGCAGCAGACACCGGACGAGGGUGAGGUUAAGGUGAACGGUUUCUCGCCAAGCCGCACCGGAGCAUCACCCAUUGCCGAUCAGAACAGAGAGCGGCUGGAAAAUUCCAGAAGGUCCUCCAGGGACGGCGAGCCGGUCCUCGUUCCCCUGAAGAAGGAGGCCAGGUUUGAGCUGCGGGCUUACCACGAGGACAAAAAGCCCUCCAAGCUCUUCGCUGAGGACGAGAGAAAGGAAACCUAUAAGAUUAGGAAGAGCAGAGCCUCAGAUGAGAUUGCAGAGCUGGAACGAGCCCGGCUGGAAGUCAUCAAGAGCCAGGUGGUGAGAAAGAAUCCCAGCAUCGCGGAGAAGUGGAAGCCCCCCCAGGAGAAAUCUAUCGAGGAGCAGCUGGACCCCGAUAAGUUGGAAUCCCACAAAAAGUACGCCGAACGCAAGCAGAGGAAGCAAGGUGGGCACCUGUCCGCCGUUUCCCCGAAGCAGAAAGCCCCCGUGUUUGUGCCGCCAGAGCCCAUCAGCAUCAACAGAGAAGAAGUCGUCACAGAGCAGAUAGAUUUCUCUGCCGCGAGGAGGCAGUUCCUGAAGAUGGAGAGCGGGCCUGAUCCCCACCGCACAGCACAGCCUGAGGCGGCCCUGGGACCGCCAGAGGGGUCCCCGCACGACCAUCCCUAAAGUUGGCUGAGGCACCCAGAAAAGAAAGGAUGGCGGUUCCGGGCGGUAGUGACGGGAACAAGUGGGGCUCAGGGACAAGCAGUGCAGGUGUGUGCCAGUGAAGUGUCCCUCGUCAAGGCAUCCAAAGUAAGCGUCGUGCCUGACGAUGGCGCUGGCCAGGAGGUGCCCCUCACCUCCCCGCGAGAGGAAGCAGGAGGCGGCGUUGUGCACAGAGCCACCUCUGCACACACCUGCUGACCAGCUGACCAACAGCGGUCUGAAGGACGAGGUGGUUGGAAAGGUCCACGUGGAUGACGAAGGGUUUACCAGGGUCAGGCUGUUUUGACAGUGCUGAACGAGGAUGGUGACAGUGACACUUCCGACCAUUGUUUCAAGUGCCCCAGUCUCCCAUCACGGCAGAGGAGGUGGAUUCCGGUUUGGACGACUUAUCCCUUCGAUCCCAGGACACCACAGUGAUGGAAACCCUGUCCAACGACUUCAGUAUUGACAACGUGAGUGACAGCGGCGCUUC